AUGCACCCCAGCGGCCGGGGCUACCCGAUGGCCUCGCUCUACGUGGGCGACCUGCACGCGGACGUCACGGAAUCCAUGCUCUACGAGAAGUUCCUGCCGGCCGGGCCCAUCCUCUCCAUCCGCGUGUGCCGCGACGUGGCCACCCGGCGCUCGCUGGGCUACGCCUACAUCAACUUCCAGCAGCCCGCCGACGCGGAGCGAGCCCUGGACACGAUGAAUUUUGAUGUGAUCAAAGGCCAGCCCAUCCGUAUCAUGUGGUCCCAGCGAGACCCAGGACUUCGCAGGUCAGGAGUGGGCAACAUCUUCAUCAAGAACCUGGAGGACUCCAUUGACAACAAGGCCUUGUAUGAUACCUUCUCUGCCUUUGGGAACAUCCUCUCUUGCAAGGUGGUGUGUGAUGAGUGUGGCUCCCGGGGCUUCGGGUUUGUCCAUUUUGAGACCCACGAGUCUGCGCAGAAGGCCAUCCGCACGAUGAAUGGGAUGCUGCUGAAUGACCGCAAAGUCUUCGUUGGCCACUUCAAGUCCCGACGAGACCGGGAUGUGGAGCUGAGGACUCGGGCCAUGGAGUUCACCAACAUCUAUGUGAAGAACCUGCAAGUAGAUGUGGACGAGCGGGGCCUUCAGGACCUCUUUUCCUCGUUCGGGAAGCUGUUGAGUGUGAAGGUGAUGAGGGACGACAGCGGCCACUCCAGAGGCUUUGGCUUUGUCAACUUCGAGAAGCAUGAGGAAGCCCAGAAGGCUGUGGUGGACAUGAACGGGAAGGAGGUGAGCGGGCGGUUGCUGUAUGUGGGCCGGGCCCAGAAGAGAAUGGAACGGCACAAUGAACUGAAGCGCAAGUUUGAGCAGAUAAAGCAGGAGAGGAUGAACCGCUACCAGGGCGUGAACCUGUAUGUGAAGAACCUGGAUGACUCCAUCGAUGAUGAGAAACUGAGGAAAGAAUUCUCACCGUACGGAGUGAUUACCAGUGCAAAGGUGAUGACAGAGGGUGGCCACAGCAAAGGGUUUGGCUUUGUGUGUUUUUCCUCUCCAGAAGAGGCGACCAAAGCCGUGACAGAGAUGAACGGGCGCAUCAUCGGCACCAAGCCACUGUAUGUGGCGCUGGCCCAGCGCAAGGAGGAGCGGAGGGCCAUCCUGUCCAACCAGUACAUGCAGCGCGUCUCCACCUUGCGGGCCCUUGGCAACCCCCUCCUGGGCUCCUUCCAGCAGCCCACCAACUACUUCCUGCCUGCCGUGCCUCAGCCUCCAGCCCGGCCUGCGUACUAUGGCUCUGGCCCCAUCACUCCCAUCCGACCUGCCCCCAGGUGGACGGCGCAGCCACCUAGACCAUCGAUUGCCUACUCUCCAGCUGCCUCGAUGGUUCGGCUGCCAGCCACGCCCCGGAGGCCCCUGGCUCACCUCAGCACUGUCAAGCAGGCCUCCACCCAGGUGCCACACACCCAGAGAGUGGUCAACAUUGGUACUCAGACCACAGGACCUGAGGGGGUGGAAGGAGCUAUCCCAUCCCGACAACUCCUGUCCUACAAAUACUCCUCGACAGUCCUCACCUCCCAGCGGGUAAGGGCCCUCAGCCUUGCCCAUCCUGGACAAGAACCGCUGACAGCGUCCAUGCUGGCUGCGGCCCUGCCGCAUGAACAAAAGCAGAUGAUUGGUGAACGGCUCUACCCUCUUGUCGAAAGAGUCCACGCCCAGCUGGCAGGCAAGAUCACUGGCAUGCUGCUUGAGAUUGACAACUCGGAUCUGCUGCUCAUGCUGGAGUCUCCAGAGUCCCUCCACGCCAAGAUAGAAGAGGCGGUCGCGGUGCUGCAGGCACACCGGCCCACUGAGCAGCCGACAGAGUACCUGGACUGA
This is a messenger RNA of Elephantulus edwardii (Cape elephant shrew), 1848 nucleotides long. RefSeq names its product poly(A) binding protein, cytoplasmic 1-like (gene PABPC1L). Lineage: Eukaryota; Metazoa; Chordata; Mammalia; Macroscelidea; Macroscelididae. Gene Ontology annotation, cellular component: ribonucleoprotein complex; cytosol; nucleus. Gene Ontology annotation, molecular function: mRNA 3'-UTR binding; poly(U) RNA binding; poly(A) binding. The transcript has 15 exons. The record is from RefSeq and is a predicted model, not a curated record. The coding region runs from base 1 to 1848 and encodes 615 amino acids.